Molecule: messenger RNA, 1991 nt
Organism: Sphaeramia orbicularis (orbiculate cardinalfish)
Lineage: Eukaryota; Metazoa; Chordata; Actinopteri; Kurtiformes; Apogonidae
Gene: snapc2
Product: small nuclear RNA activating complex, polypeptide 2
Exons: 6
Coding region: 200-1735 (511 amino acids)
Biological process (GO): snRNA transcription
Cellular component (GO): nuclear body
Molecular function (GO): RNA polymerase II general transcription initiation factor activity
Source: RefSeq, a predicted model, not a curated record
CGCUUUUGGACAGUCGCGUGAGGUUUGUUAUUAGAAAAGACACGGAUUCUACGUUCCGUUUAAUACAGUGGCAGGGUUUAUAAUUAUCGAGUGCUACCUUAUAAAUUGAACUUUUCGAGCUCACCAUAUUUGAUAGGUGUUUCAGGUCGGUUUGUUGUUGUUAGGUUGGGCCGGUUUGUUUAAGUGCGCGUGAGUCGACAUGAAACCUCCUCCGCGCAAACGCACUAAACGGUAUGCAAACAUACAAACACAAGAAGAAGAACAGUGUCAUAAACAGAUCAGUAGCUGGCGACGAGGGGAACAAAGGAGCCUCCUGAAUGGUCUGAAAGCUCUGGCCCGGACAGACGGAGGUCAAAGCGACUUAGACUACGCUGCCCUGAAACAAUACGUACCUACACGUUCUACUACGGAGAUUGAAUCUGUGAUCGAUACAUUGAAGGACAAACUCAUCACGUCUGUGUGUAGGGAAUUCGAGAAGAAGAGAAGGGAUGAUAAUAAGGUCUCAAAGCCCAUUGAGAAGUGGACGCACAUGGCUUCAGUUGUGGGUGGAGCACUGGACGAACCCAUAAACACUGCUUUUUCUCAGAUGCUGAUUGUGUCAUCCACCGAACCUUGCACUCUGAGGAACAGUGACCCACCUCAGAUGGACAAACCACUCGUAGACCAAAACAGCCCUCUCGGCCGUAUAGUCCCCUUCAGACCGAUGCAUCACACACCAAACCAAGGUGAGCCUCCUGGCAUCAGUGCAGUCCAUCCCCUCCCCAUACUCAAACCCCCAGCACCAACAUUGCACCCAGCCAAAAGACUCCUAGUACCAUCUAAAGUGGCCUCCACCACCACAGCCCCUCCACCAAAGCAGCAGUCACCUGAAGCAGUAGGAAACCCUCCCCUUGCCAGCAUCACCUCCUGCCAAACAUCUGCAAGUGUGUCUGCAUCCACACAUGGACACACCCAGACCACCACACAGCCCCAGACCGCUCCACAGCCUCAGACCGCUCCACAGCCUCAGACCGCUCCACAGCCUCAGACCACUCCACAGCACAAGACCACCAUAGUGUGCUCUGCUGCUGCCACACCUGUCCCUUCCACCUCUGAUAGCAGCCUCAGUCUCCCCCUUGGUGCUGCUUCCUCCUCAGUCCCCGCCCACACAACACCCAAAUUUGGACCAACUGGCAAGUACACCACCAAGUACCACCCUGUGUCACUGGGAGUGAAGUCCAUAGUGAACUUUGAGAAGAUCUAUCAGUUCCUCAGUGUUAUCAAUAACCCCGAUCAGGGGUGUAAGCUAACUCCUAUGGAGAGUGCUAUAGUGUUGGACCUGCUGAUGUCUCUGCCAGAGGAGCUCCCUCUGCUGGACUGCAAAAACCUGCAGAAACAUCUGAUCCAGGUGUAUCAGGCUUUGUCAGUUCCUGCUGAUUCUAAGAUGAUCAAAGAACUGUUUAAAGGCUUAAAAGGAGCUGGUGAAAGUGAGUGUCACACAGCGGGGUCUCAGGAUGGACCCCAUGACCAAAGUACCAGAGCCUCUGAGGCCAACCCACAGCAGGAUGACCGCAGCUGGUGCACUAAAGACACUGGCCCAAAGGCACCUCAGCCACAGGAAACCGACAGCCAGUCAUCAGGGAACACAAAUACAAACAGCCAAUGUGAGGAUGAAGACAUGAUGGGACUGUGCCCCCCUCUCAACCCUUUUAUGGUGCCGCUAGAGCUGCUGAAGAGGAAGUCAAGUGCCCAGUAAACCAGUGAAUUUGGUUACAUUUUGACCGAUUGACGAUAGAUUCUGAAUGUUUAAAGUGUAUUUUAUUUGAAGUUAAAGGUGUUACAUAGCUGCUGAUGUUACGAGGUGAAACAGCAGAUUCAGUUAAGUCAAAGUGUUUUCUUUUCUGUGUAUAUUUUAGAGCUGCAACCGAUUAAUCGACUCAAAGUGAUCCAAAAAAAAAAUCAUUCAACCACAGUUCUCCUGAAUCAAAGCUUUGUUUCCUUCAUUUCUCUGC